GCAACCAACACAGCGCACACCGCCGUCUCGCGAACCAAAAGUUCAAAACCGCACCCCGAAAAUCGCCAUCCACCAGAAAAAGCCUCCACCCAAUUAACCCCCUCGCCGAAACUCGCCGCCGCCUCCAGCCGCUGCCUCUCCUUCCGCCUCCGCACCGGCGCACCGGCUCCGUCGCCAUCGCCCAGGCCUUCGCGUGCCACUUCACGCCGCGCACCUCUCCUCGUUGGCUGCCGGCCUCCGCGCGGCGGCCGGAGCAGGCUAGGGUACCGGCGGCCCCCGGCCCACUUCUCGGUCGAGCUGGAGGACACGCGCAGCAGCCCCGGGUUCUUCUGCGGCGAGCUGUGGUGUGGCCUCAUGGAGCCCAAGGGCGGGCCCGGGCAGAAGCCUAUCGAAGAAGCAAUGGACAGCUUGAAGAUUGAUGCUAGCACGAAGGCAAGCAAUGUCAACUUGCCUGCUAAGAAAGACGCAAGUUCUUCUGAUGCAGUAUCUUGCAUUUCCUCGGGCGAUGCAGCUAGUACUGUGAAGGAAAGUGAAAUGAACCAAGAAGCUUCUACUGGGGACCAAGGGAUGUAUUACUACGGAUAUUACUAUCCUGGCUCAUAUGGAGGAUGGGAUGAAAAUGGCUACUUUGUUGGUUAUAAUGGCCUAGAGAUGCACCCAGCAGUGGUUCAAGGUGAUAACGGGUCAUAUUUGUGCUAUCUCCCUGGGUAUGAAAAUGGAUAUGCUUCUUAUAGUCCGGUUGUUCCUGGUGGCGUUACUAGUGCGGAUGGUCAAUAUGUCAGCAAAGAGCCAUAUUACUCCACUGCAAUUCCAAUGCCAGAUCCCAGCACACCUGGCAUUUUUGCUCAACCAAUUGCUUAUGGACCUGAACUAGUCCCUGCAUACUCAUGGGACCCUUCUUUUGUUCUUCUGGAUGGGGUUCAGGGACGUCCAGUUGGUGUGCAUCAAACAAAUUAUGCUGCAAGACCAAAGUAUUCUUCUAAUAAGCAUGGCGUUGCUUCUUCCAAAGCUGUCCGCAGUGCAAAAGCUGCUCCAGAAACUAUCAAAGGAUCGUCAUCGGCUCUAGAACCUUUACCAAAUGCUGCUAAUAGCAACCCAUUAUCAAAGGGUGCAAAUAAGGCAUCUGGUGCUUCCAUAACAAAAGGAUAUCUUCCAUCUAGCAAGUUUGUGACACAUAGUAAUAACCAAGGAAAAAGCAGUGUUUAUCAAAACAAAGGCAUCAAUGUGAAAGAAAGUGGUAGAAGCUGGACCAACAAUGACAAGCUUAAGACAAGAAGUAAGCUAAAUGGACAUGGUGAUUCUGACAUAUCUAAUGAGAAUAGCCACGCUGAUGACUCAAGACACAGUUUAAGCCCUCGAGGUGAUGUUGUUGGAUUGUCAAGUACUGGAGAUGCUAACAAUACCAUGCCUUCACCUGUCACGAUAAGCAAAAAUGCAUAUAAUCUUCCAGAUUUUGUCACGAAGUAUGAGCAAGCUCUAUUCUUUGUAAUUAAAUCUUACAGCGAAGAUGAUAUUCACAAGAGUAUCAAGUACAAUGUCUGGGCAAGUACUCCUAAUGGAAAUAAAAGGCUUGACAAUGCCUAUAGACUUGCACAGGAAAGGAUGGCAGAAAAAGGAACCAAAUGUCCUGUUUUCCUUUUUUUCUCUGUUAAUGCAAGUGGUCAGUUCUGUGGUGUGGCUGAGAUGGUUGGUCCAGUAGAUUUUAACAGGAACAUGAACUUCUGGCAACAGGACAAGUGGAAUGGUUUCUUUUCAGUAAAAUGGCACAUUAUCAAGGAUGUGCCUAAUCCACAAUUUCGCCACAUAAUUUUGGAGAAUAAUGAGAACAAACCUGUGACAAAUAGCAGGGACACACAAGAGGUCAAAUUUCUACAAGGUACAGAGAUGCUGAACAUUUUCAAGAACUUCUCGUGUAAAACAUCAAUAUUGGACGACUUUGACUUCUACGAGAAUCGGCAGAAAGUAAUGCAGGACAGAAGGGGCAAGCCACUCACUACAUCUUUUGAUCACACAUUGGCAAAAGCUGAAAUAUCUGCAGAAAUUAAAAGGCAAAGACAAUUGAUAAGUGGCACACAGAUUGAUAGAACUAAGAGUAAUGAGGGGCAGGGCACUAAUGUUGGUAUGGUACCUGAUACAACCAAGAAAAAUGAGGAGCAGAGUGAUUAGGAGCUACCCAGCAAGGUUGCAACAGAAGGAUGAUGACUGUUUGGGCUACUUGAACUGGGAAAAAUGAGAUAGCCUCUGAAAUGGACUUCAACCUGAAAUGAUAAGUUUGAUGCGCGUAAUGUCGAAAACAAUCAUUCUUCAAGGUUCUCUUCCAUUUUCUCAUGCCAGCGGAAAAGAAAAAAGGUGAAGCCAUGAAACUGUUUUCCCACGAGAAACAUUCGAUGACUGGGAAAAUGGUUCCGGGACAUUAGGUUGAGGCCCUCAGCGCCAAGGCAUUAGAGCGCCCUCCUUGUCUAUUUUUUUUAUCUGGGAGGGCACUUUCUUUUCUUAUGUCGGAUCUUUUUUCUCCUUCUUCCUAUUAAGCUGCUGAGGUUUUGCCAAGCAAUUUGUGCUGGGGUUCAAAGAAGCUAGUUUGCCUCAUGGCCGGGUGUUUCUUAAGGGUAUGUUUGUUGAUGUGUGGGUUGUCCUCUAGAAUGUGAUAUGUGUUGGAUGUUUUCUUUUAGAAUCCGUGUCCUUGUUCUAAAAAACUGACAUAGAAGAAAAGAAAAAAGGGGGUAUACUGUGAGAGAUUAGGAAUUGCUAGAAUUACAAUAACUUCAUAUUGUGCUGCUGUUUCUUCCAUUAUCAAGAAAAGGGACAAAAAGAUUUGAAAAGCC
Panicum hallii is the source of this 2822-nucleotide messenger RNA. RefSeq names its product YTH domain-containing protein 1. Gene Ontology annotation, molecular function: mRNA binding. The transcript has 10 exons. The record is from RefSeq and is a predicted model, not a curated record. The coding region runs from base 355 to 2166 and encodes 603 amino acids. Gene Ontology annotation, cellular component: cytoplasm. Gene Ontology annotation, biological process: mRNA destabilization. NCBI's taxonomy places the organism in Eukaryota, Viridiplantae, Streptophyta, Magnoliopsida, Poales, Poaceae.